UCUGAGUAAUCCAAAUUCCCAAAAGAAAACAAAAAACAUGAACCUUAUUCCAGACAAAAUCAAGCUCAUGGAAAAGAGAUUAGGUUCAGGGAAACCUAACCCUCCAUCACGACCUAACUCCUACUGGGAUGACCCUUAUCGGCGACCCUAUUUCGAUAAUAGCACUAUUCGGAACGUCACUGCUCCCCUUGGGAAAACGGCUUAUCUUCACUGUCGGAUUCGACAAAUUGGAGACAGAACAGUGUCUUGGGUACGUCAGAAGGACCUUCACAUACUGACCGUUGGCCGAUAUACAUACACUAGUGACCAAAGGUUCACUUCUCUCCACCUGGAUGACUCAGACGAUUGGACUCUCAAGAUUCAAUAUACCCAAAAAAAUGAUGAAGGAAUUUUUGAAUGUCAAGUCAGCUCUGAACCGAAAAUAAGUCUUCCUAUACUACUAAAUGUUGUGGUUGCAAGAGCCACUAUCCCAGAAGGCCCCAGUAUUUACGUGCAUAGUGGAAGCACUAUUAACCUGACAUGUAUCAUAAGCGACAGCAGCGCCCCUCCAGUAUAUGUGUUCUGGUAUCAUAACGGUAGGGUGAUCAAUUAUGACUCUGUGAGGGGUGUACAAGUUAAAACCGAGACUGGACCAACCACCGUUAGCAAACUAAAGAUAGAGAACAUCAAGACUACCGACUCUGGUGAUUAUAGCUGCACGCCAUCUUAUGCUGACCCCGCAAAUAUCACUGUUCUUGUGAUAAAUGGAGAAAAACCCGCAGCCAUGCAUCAUGGUGUGACGUCUGUUGGUGUAGGUGUGUGUGUCCUGCCGGUCUUGGUGUUGAUCUUUGUGCUGUUUGGACUACUUUGUUUGACAGAUGUUUUAGCCAGAUAGCUACGUUAGAAGCUGCAGGUGAAUUCGAGUUAUUCGUCAAUUUCAGUAGAACAAUCUGUGAUGAAAAGAUGUCGUAGUUGAUUACGUGAUUACCUGAGAAUGUGUCUGAUAGUUUGUUCUUUCAUGCUUUAAACCUCAAAAUAUACCUUCAUACUUGUGACACGCUAUCUUGGUAAUCGUUUACGCAAAUUUUGUUGUAAUCCAAGUGAACCAGACACUCACUGAUCACCACUGUCGUGUUUCGAGGAAAAUAAAGCAGAAAACGAAAGACUUAGGGAAACUGGUUAGUCUCGUUGUCAUUUUGUAGGUUGCGACAGAUAUUGGCUUCACAAAGAAGUGAUUGGAUUAAGUGCACCUAAUGUUCAACUGUUGGAUUUACAUGUCUACAUUACGGACCAAGCAUGUUGUUUCUUUGUCAAACUGAUCAUGUUGGCCCUCUACUUAUUUCUUAGCUGUCGGUAUACAACCGCUACUGCUCAACAACCAAGGAAGAAGACUGAAGAAUGCGAGUCAAGAAGAAAACUAUUUCAUGUAUUACUCACUAAAGUUCGAAAACUCGUAACUGAAUCAUUUUGUCACUUUCUCGUGUCAUU
Limulus polyphemus (Atlantic horseshoe crab) is the source of this 1467-nucleotide messenger RNA. RefSeq names its product Down syndrome cell adhesion molecule-like. The transcript has 5 exons. Gene Ontology annotation, cellular component: neuron projection membrane. Gene Ontology annotation, biological process: synapse organization. Lineage: Eukaryota; Metazoa; Arthropoda; Merostomata; Xiphosura; Limulidae. The record is from RefSeq and is a predicted model, not a curated record. The coding region runs from base 38 to 874 and encodes 278 amino acids.